Penaeus vannamei (Pacific white shrimp) is the source of this 4111-nucleotide messenger RNA. The record is from RefSeq and is a predicted model, not a curated record. NCBI's taxonomy places the organism in Eukaryota, Metazoa, Arthropoda, Malacostraca, Decapoda, Penaeidae.
AAAGCUGCGCAGAACUCUGAAGUGACGAGACCUGUACUUAUAUAGACCUUGUGUAGAAUAACUGAUGUAGACGUCAAGGAGGAAAGAGUGAAAAAAAAUAGUUGAUAUUUUGAAGCUUUGUAAGCAUGAGAUUGAAAGGAUUGUAAGUAAAGAAAGGAGUGAAUGCCGAAUCUAGAGAUAAUUGGAUAUUAUGUGAAAAAGCAGAAGACAAUAGAACUUGAUAAUAUGUUAAUUAUCCAGAAUACGCUUCCUACAAUCACUGUCAAAGGUGAACAAUCUUCUACAAUUAUUUUUGCAAUAUGAAGUUGGGAUUGAUAUAUUAUUUGAUUAAAAGUCAUGAACAAAGUAUUUUGAGGAGAUUGUUGGCAUUUACUAGUGUUAAGUGCAAUGAAGGUAAUAUGUGUGCUUGAAUUACAAGUCUGGCAUUUAUGAAUUAAAUUCUCAUUUAUCUAGUUUCUAAUGAUUAUGUACUUUAUGAAGGUUCAUAUAUUGGGUAUUUGGUAAUUUUCUAUAUUACCUUCGCCGCUUCGAUAUCAACGAUUUUGAUAUUGUUGGAUUCCUCUCACUCUAUACAAUGCAAAUAUGAAGGUUUUAUUGCACGAAAACCCCCCAUUAGUGGCAAACUUAGCAGGGGCGAUAAUGUUGGAAUGGCAGACGUAAUAGAGAAAAUUACCCUAAUGACAUAACCCAUAGUUGAAAUAACCAUGGUUAUUCACCCCUGCCAAGGAAACAAAAUAUCCCCCACAUAUUCACGGCAGGAUAGAGCGCACACAAACUAGAUGCGGAGCCGAUAACCUACUUUAACCUAGGAUUUUUAAGGUACUAACCUGAUUGAUAGAUGCCGCUGAUAGUAGGGAGUGUGCUCCUGAACCUUUUCUUCACGUCCAGGCGUGCUGGCUGCCCGUACCUGCCGCAGGCUCUCUCCUGACGGAAGAGGCCGUGGUGGAAGCACAUUUCCAGCAUUUGUUCCUGGCUGGUUGCUACCUCGUGCAGGAAAUCGGUCUCGGAGACUACGUGGGAGAAGUCGAAGUUCCCUUACUCUGCCCUCGCCUCUCCUGUCCAGUGAAGCCAGGGUUCCCUUGAGCGAGGAGCCUCCCAUAUUGAGACCCAAGGGAAGGCACAUGCUGUCACUCAGCUUCUAGAAAUUUUGCAGUACAGAUAGUGUAUAAAUCCAUAAGGCCAACAAUGAGUAUUCUCCCCGACCAGAUUCCUUUGGCCCCACUCAUGGACAAGGAAAUAUUUGGCACAGGAGUCCGUAUCAAAGAAGAACUCAGUGAAGGUGUCACCGAAGAAAUAAAGAUGGAAAUUAAGGAAGAAGUGUAUGAUCAUGCAGAUGAAGUGAGUGAAGUGAAAGUGAAAAAUGAAUUUCUUUCCUUCAGGGAUCUUCAAGACCUUGAAAAUGAAGCAAAUGUAAAAGUCUCAUGUGAUAUUAUUGAGGAUUGCAAUACAUUUUUGAGAGUACCAAUUGUGACCGAGGUGAAGGAGAAAAAAUAUUUAUCAGAAGAGGAUCAGAGGAUCAGAGGACACACAAAAGAGAAGCCAUACAGCUGUGAAAUUUGCAGCAAAGCAUUCACUUUGAAAUGUCAUCUAGUAGUACACUUGAGAGUACAUACAAAGGAGAAACCAUAUAUCUGUGACAUUUGCUAUAAAGACUUCUCAUAUAAAUCUGAAUUUGUGAGACACAUAAGAGUACAUACAAAGGAGAAACCAUUUAUCUGUGACAUUUGCUAUAAAGACUUCUCAUAUAAAUCUGACUUAGUGAGACACAUAAGAGUACAUACAAAGGAGAAACCAUAUAUCUGUGAGAUUUGCAAAAAAGCCUUUUCUGAGAAAGGUUCUCUGGUAAAGCACAUGAGAAUACAUACAAAGGAGAAACCAUAUAUCUGUGAGAUUUGCAAUAAAGCAUUCCCUGAGAAAGGUUCUCUGGUAAAGCACAUGAGAGUACAUACAAAGGAGAAACCAUAUAUCUGUGACAUUUGCAAUAAAGGUUUCUCUCAGAAAUGUUAUCUAGAAGUGCACACGAGAGUACAUACAAAGGAGAAACCAUAUAGCUGUGAGAUUUGCAAUAAAGACUUCUCAAAUAGAUUUAGCUUAGUGAGACACAUGGUAAUACAUACAAAGGAGAAACCAUAUGGUUGUGAGAUUUGCAAUAAAGGUUUCUCUCGGAAAUGUUAUCUAGAAGUGCACACGAGAGUACAUACAAAGGAGAAACCAUAUAUAUGUGACAUUUGCAAAAAAGCUUUCUCUGAGAAAGGUUCUCUGAUAAGGCAUUUGAGGGUACAUACAAAGGAGAAACCAUAUAGCUGUGAGAUUUGCAAAAAAGCUUUCUCAGAGAAAAGUCAUCUUGUAAGGCACAUGAGAGUGCAUACAAAGGAGAAACCAUAAAUCUGUGACAUUUGCAAAAAAGCCUUCUCUCAAAAAGGUCAUCUUGUAAAGCAUAUGAGAGUACAUACAAAGGAAAAACUAUAUAGCUGUGAGAUUUGCAAUAAAAGGCUUCUCAGAUAAAAUUUAUUUACUAAAGCACAUAUGAAUACAUACAAAAGAGAAGCUAGAUAUCUCUGACAUUUGCAAAAAAUCCUUCUCUCAGAAAUAUAAUCCAGUAGUGCACUUGAGAGUACAUGCAAAGGAGAAACCAUGUAGCUAUAAGAUUUGCAAUAAACACUUCUCAGGUAAGUCUGUCUUAGUGGAUCAGAGUGCAGAACAUGCAGAGGAUAAGCCAUUUAUGUUUGGUUUCCAAAAAAACCUUAUCUCUAAAUUAUAUUCUAGCACUACACAAGAGAGUACAUGCAAAGGAGCAAUGUGCUUGAGGAUUCUCCAAGAAAUAUGACUUGGUGAUUAUGUGCAGGUAUGCAAAGUCAGAGUCAAGGAGGCAUUAUCUGGGAAAGAAAGAAUACUCUGGUGUACAUAAAUGUCACAGGCCUAACAUGUAUGAGUUCUGUAGAUAUACCUUCUCCCAUAGAAGUUUCAAGGGCAGAUGAGAAUUAUGAAUGAAAAAAAAUGAUCCACGAGGUAGACUACCUCCUGACAUUUUUGUGGCAGAUGCAUCAUAGUGUUUGAAGGUUCUCUUUUUUGACUUAUGUUUCAUAUGAUUUUGUUUGUGUAAUUUUGUGUUUUGUAUUUUCAUUUUUAUAGACAUUGUCACUACGGGGCAGUCAAAAGACAACCACUAAUGUUCACAGUGUUUCAAAAAACUGCUCUCCAAUACAGCCACUUAUAUGGAGGUCAUUGGCCAAUUUAUUGAUGUGUUUUGUAACAUCUUUCAUAAUUUUGUUAUUACAGUUACAGGCAGACACUUCAUAUUCUUCAUGUGAAAUCCUAUAUAAGAUCUGUAUUAAAAGGUAAAUGAAAGUUCACUCAAGGAAAUAAUUUUGUUAUCUAUGUUAUGUAUUAACAUACACUAAAUGAUAUAUGCUAUUAACACUAUAAGUUCCUAUGUAUAAAUUGACUAACAAUUAUUAUGUUUGUGAUACCCGUGCAACGAUGUGCAAUCCCAACAAUCUAUAAGUCCAUUUACAUAAACAAAAAUACAUUUGCAUCUAUGUGUAUAUAUAUAUAACUGUAUACAUAUUUCUAUCAUAUCUAUGCAUCAUUUCAUACUUUUCUUAUACAAUAAGUAAUUACUUGGGAUGAUUUUGUUCUCAAUUUUUUCAAAAAGGCCUGAAUUAAAAUUAAUCUCUUUACUGCUAGAGUUGUAUGUAAAGUGUUUCAUUAUAUCUGUGAUAUACAUGUGUCUGAUGCAGAUGUGAUGAAAGUGUAUUAAAUGCAUCUGUCAAUGUGAAGUACUAGUAUUUCAUAUCUUUAUUUAGAUUUUGUUGACAACCAUCAUCAGUAUGUGUGAAGCAAGCAAGAAAGCAAUUGACUUUAUGUGAGGGGAACAUUCAUCUUUGUGCCUUGAGUUAUUUUGAGAGGAAAAGCAGCGUCCAGCAGUCGGGUCCUAAUAUAUCCUUUUAAGGACAGGCACACCUUUAGCCGUUAUGAUGUAAGGACGUAUGACGUGUAUAUGCAUCAUGAAUCACGAUUGGGUGGGCCAGCUAUACACAGAACACUAUUGCAUAAGGAUUACAUUAUAGAGAAUUCUGGCCCUGUCUUGGUAGGGAUAUAUAUGUAUAUA